Molecule: messenger RNA, 1788 nt
Organism: Gopherus flavomarginatus (Mexican gopher tortoise)
Lineage: Eukaryota; Metazoa; Chordata; Testudines; Testudinidae
Exons: 2
Coding region: 1077-1754 (225 amino acids)
Source: RefSeq, a predicted model, not a curated record
CAGUAGAAUGUAUAUUUGCAUUAUCACUAGAAGAAGAAAAAAUGGUUAGUUACCUGCACAGUAACUGUUGUGUUUUGAGAUGUUAUGUACAUAAACAUCCCCAUGACCCGCCCUCUUUACCUUCCACUUUGGAAGUGUUGUCAUCUUUCUGGUGCAAGGAAAAUGAGAAGGAGAUAGGGUAGCCUUACCCAUUAUGCCCUCUGCAGUAACUUUCAGCCUGAAGACAUGCAGGGUGCAUGCACCACCCUGGUGGCACUGCUGUUGUCAGUCUCCAACUUGAGUGCACUGGGUGCACAAACACCUUCAGUGAAAUGCAUACGUCCACAAUACAUCAGUUACUGGAGAGGUAAAUAACCCAGUGCAUGCAAGUAGUAUAAGGGCCCUACCCUCACUCAAAUGUUAGUACCACCCCUUGACCUCUUAAGCCCUGCCCACCUGUUACAGGAAGUCCCACACUUGGAGGGUAUUACUUCUGGGGGCAAGCCAGACACAUGACAGGAAGCAAGGUGUGUCGUGUGACCCCUCUAAGAACUCCUCCCACCUCCCUCUACCAAUUGGGAUGGGUUUUGGCCGCAAAGGACCACCCUGAGAGCAGGUUUUUGGGUAGGAUGAACUGCCCAGAGGAGGGUCAUGUGACCCCUCUAAGAACUCCUCCCACCACCCUCUGCCAAUCAGAGUGAAUCACCGUCAGCCCGUAAGUCCCAGAGCCAGACAGAAGAGGCCAUCUCUUACCAAGAAUGCGUGUUUUAGAAAUCAUGGAAAGGCUGAGAGGAAACAUGGACUCCUUCACCUCCCCUGUGAGAACUUCAGACUUUGUUUUAGCCCUGAGAGCCUUUGACCAUCCAUGGAGAAAGCGCUACAUCAGUGACAGUUCUGAGAAGGAGAGAGUGGCCCAGCUGUCGAUGGAUAUGCCAUUGAUGGAUACACCGGAACCCAAACCCAAAUCCCAAGUGCUUGUGAGACACCUGAAGAGUGUGGUGGUCUCUCGUCAUCUACCCCCCUGGAGGAGGAAAGCGAAUGCAGCCCGGGGGAGUCACCGGCCAACAAGGUGAACAGAAAAGACGUCACUCAGCCCGAUGAUGCCUUUCUGGAGGACCUGGAGGCCAUGGAAAGCAUUGCAUCAAGCAGCAAAGAUGAACCGGGCCCGCCUUGGUUUUGCUCAACGCCGAUACAAAUUGCUGAAGGAGGACUCCGAGGGUGACGGCUAUGAGGAGUUUAGGAGGAAGCUUGGCAUGGAACUAACUGAGCCAGUGCCAUGUUGUGAGCGUGAAAAGGUCAUGUGGACUAUUGUGCGUGUUGCUGUUUAUGCUGUCCUUAAUCCCUGUCUUAGGGAAAAGCUUUUUGAAGAUUGUGAGGGCUGUGUCAUAGAUGCGUCAGGCCAGCAGCACUGUGUGACUUGGACUUCGAAGCAUAUAAACUGCAAGCUCCGGGGCCUGUGUCCUGAGCUGUAUUUGGAAAGCUUAUUGAACACUGUUAUUACCAUAGGUUAUGCUGUGCAAUGUCUGUGCCUAAGCCAAGAACAUUUAAAGCAAGGGGUGGCCUCGAUAAAUGCUGUGCAAUUCAGUGGAGACCCUGACUGUGUUUUAGAGAAAAUGACCAAACCAGAAGAUGCCGGCUUACAGCGAUAUAUUCACCGUCUGGUCCACACAAAAAGUUAUAGAACCCUGCUUAAGAAAAAGACUCUUUGUAAGAAAUGUAAAAGGAUUAAGUUAGAGAAUGGUGAGGGGACAAACAUGCGAUAUAAAACUUGGUAGCUGUAAAUAAAUAAAUUAAAAAUCUAUUGAAAAG